This is a messenger RNA of Orbicella faveolata, 693 nucleotides long. RefSeq lists its product as uncharacterized. The record is from RefSeq and is a predicted model, not a curated record. Lineage: Eukaryota; Metazoa; Cnidaria; Anthozoa; Scleractinia; Merulinidae.
CCUUAUUCAAGCACAUUUCAAAGAUCGCUUACCUGGGAUCCAGAGAUGGCGUCUAAGCUUAUCUUAGGGUGUUUAGCACUCAUGGUAGUGUCUACCUACGCAAGAUCAACAUACAAAAGAAGCGCUAACCCGUGUCCUCCGGGAUGUCCCGGUAGUUGUGCGCCCGCGUGUGCGGUGUCUUGUUGUCUUCCUCCACCACCCGCUCCACCACCGCCCCCACCCCCGCCACCACCACCACCAGAGCCCGCUAAGCCCGGACCACCCGGACCUUCAGGAAGAAUGGGACCACCCGGACCUGUCGGACCUAUCGGACCAAUGGGAGAAGCCGGACCUCCCGGACCUCCCGGACCCCAAGGACCUCCAGGACCCCCAGGAGAACCCGCUCCUCCACCACCACCACCCCCACCGUGCCCACCUGUUUGCGCCCACACAUGCGUCUCGUCCUGCCCGACCCAGUGCUGCUCCGGCAGAAAGUAAGCGACCACGUGAUGAUGCGUUAACAUUAGCACGAGAUUUAGAAAUUCCUCCAACUUUAGCGUUCGUAAAGUACUUUUUCAGUGGAUUUUUUUUGUUGUAUUGCUUUGUACAAAUGAGAUAGAAGGCAGGGAAAAGCGAAUUGCCGAAGGUUCAUUCGUAGGUGUGAGCACGAGAGAGAAAUAUUCAAAUAAAAAAAUAUUUACUUUGUUUGAUUAA